AUGCAGUUCACCGCUUUUCUCGCUGCGUCCCUACUCGUCGUUGCUGCCUCCGCGCAGAACGUUGAGAACCCCGAACCUGCUGCGGCUAUCCUCGACAACCCCGUUGGUGUGAGCUACUCCGCGACCUUCGAUGGUGCCAAGGGUGUCACUGGUGCUCUCACCUUCGUUGCCGGUGCCGACGGCAAGGGAUGUGACAUCACCGUCAAGCUUUCUGGAUUCGAGGGUGAAGAAGGCCCGUUCGGAUACCACAUUCACGACCAGCCCGUCCCUGCCGACGGUAACUGCACUGGUACCAAGGCUCACCUCGACCCGUACGGUCGUGGCCAGGUCACCCCUUGCGACGCUACCAAGCCCGAGACCUGCGAGGUUGGUGAUCUUGCUGGCAAGCAUGGCAAGAUUCCGGCUGCUGAGUAUGGUGCCGUAGAUUACAGCACUUCGUACAACGACCUCUAUGCUUCCACCAAGGAGGGUCUCGGUGCUUUCUUGGGAAACCGUUCUAUCGUCAUUCACAGGAAUGACGCGAACAAGACCCGUCUUGCUUGUGUGAACAUCGUCGCGGAUGAAGUCACCGGCUACCCGUCUUCGACUGUCACCGCUGGACCCGGCACUACUGGAUCCCCCUCCAACAAUGCGACCAACACGACCGUG
This is a messenger RNA of Tricharina praecox, 648 nucleotides long. RefSeq names its product superoxide dismutase. The record is from RefSeq and is a predicted model, not a curated record. The transcript has 3 exons. Gene Ontology annotation, molecular function: copper ion binding; superoxide dismutase activity. Lineage: Eukaryota; Fungi; Ascomycota; Pezizomycetes; Pezizales; Pyronemataceae. Gene Ontology annotation, cellular component: extracellular region. Gene Ontology annotation, biological process: removal of superoxide radicals. The annotation marks the transcript as partial.